AUGUUAGAGGAGAGUGUGAUGGUGAAUUUCAAGUGUGUAUUAAGUCCAUCAGAGAUGAGUGAUUAUUACAACUGUGACUUUGAGAAGUUACAGUACAAAGUAAUUCUCACGGAAUGGUACAAUAAUAUUCUACAAAAUUCAUCAACUCUAACAACAAAAGAAAAUCAACUCACACUCAAAUCAUUAACUGAAGGAUGGAAAUAUAUGAUAACAGUACAUUUACAAGGGAAUGAUAAGAAAUUAUCAGCACAAUCAGAAUUCAUAUAUAAACGAAAUUCCAAUAAAAAUAACAACCAACAAGAUAAAUUAAGGGAAUCUAAUCAAUUUAGGGAUUCAAUAGAAUCAUCUGAAUUAAAAGAAUCUACAGAAUCAAAGGAAUCAACUGGAUUAAAGGAAUCGGCUCAAUUAAGAGAAUUAGGAGAAAAAUUGGAAAAUGUAAGAAUAUGUGAGAAGGAAUAUAGAUUAAAUAUUGGAAUGGAUGAGAAUGAGUUUGUAACGUGUAAAUUUAAUGAAAAUGACUCAGUUGAAGAUGUUGUAAAUGUUUUCAUGGCGAAAAAUAAAUUAAAAUCCUUUUUAAAAGAUUCUUUAAUUCAAGAAAUAUAUAAUCUAAAAUCCUCAAAUGAUUCCAUCAAAACUAUUGAUUUAACUGAUUUAAUUUAA
Messenger RNA from Theileria annulata, 660 nucleotides. RefSeq lists its product as uncharacterized. NCBI's taxonomy places the organism in Eukaryota, Apicomplexa, Aconoidasida, Piroplasmida, Theileriidae. The record is from RefSeq and is a predicted model, not a curated record. The coding region runs from base 1 to 660 and encodes 219 amino acids. The transcript has 2 exons.